Molecule: messenger RNA, 1761 nt
Organism: Dendrobium catenatum
Lineage: Eukaryota; Viridiplantae; Streptophyta; Magnoliopsida; Asparagales; Orchidaceae
Product: caffeoylshikimate esterase
Exons: 1
Coding region: 462-1472 (336 amino acids)
Cellular component (GO): membrane
Molecular function (GO): lipase activity
Source: RefSeq, a predicted model, not a curated record
UAACAUCACAAUGCAAAUGCCCAACAGUAUAAAAGUCUAAAAUACAAUUUUAUACAUCUUAAGUACAUAAACUUAGACCUUAGGACAAUGACAAAGGAGAUGACAAUGAUCCCUAAACCCUAAAUGGAUGGAGAAAUUAUGAUAUAAGAGAAAUUGAUGGAUGGACCAGAAUUUAUUUUAGGACUUGUUGAAUCCACCCGUGACCCGUGACCCGUGACCCGUGACAAAAUUAUCAGAUUUGUUAGACGGACGGAGGCAUUUAUAAGUUAGGUGGGAGGUGCUUCUCUCACCUUCCUUCAAUGCAUUAACUCUCUUCAGUAUAUUGCUUGAUUGAUGCUUCAAAAUAAAUGUUCUUACUUUGUUCGUAUAUGUGAUAAUAAUCGCAUUAACAUUUAACACCCCAACUUCAUUCCCUCCCUCUUCCAGAUCUCUCUCUCUCCGAACAACCAACGCAUUGGGCGAUGGAGCACCACCCGGUGGCGGAGGCCGACGAUCGGAGCCCCUUUGGACGCCUCACGCCCGACGAGUUCUACGCCCGACACGGAGUCUCCCACGACUCCUCCUCCUUCCUCAACCCACGCGGCCUCCGCAUCUUCACGCAAUGGUGGAUUCCCCUCCCCACCUCCUCUCCCAUCAUCGGCAUCGUCGCCGUCGUUCACGGAUUCACCGGUGAGUCCAGCUGGCUAAUACAGCUCACCGCCGUCCAUAUCGCCAAGGCGGGCUUCGCUGUUUGCGCCAUCGACCACCAGGGUCACGGCUUCUCAGACGGCCUCCCCACUCACAUACCCGAUAUCACCCCCGUCGUUGAUGAUUGCAUCUCCUUCUUCGAUUCCUUCCGCGACCGCUUUCCCGCAGCCCUCCCAUCUUUCCUCUACUCCGAGUCCCUCGGCGGCGCCAUCGCUCUCCUAAUCCACCUUCGUCGCAGCGCAUCUGCUGGAGUCGCGUCCCGCCCCUGGGACGGCGCCAUCCUCAACGGUGCCAUGUGCGGCAUCAGCGACAAGUUCAAGCCUCCUUGGCCGCUCGAGCACCUUCUCUGGCUUGCUGCGGCAGUGAUCCCCACCUGGCGGGUGGUUCCCACAAGGGGCUCCAUCCCGGAGGUCUCAUUCAAGGUGGAGUGGAAGCGACGGCUGGCGAUCGCGAGCCCGCGGCGUUCCCUGGCUCGGCCUAGGGCAGCCACGGCGCAGGAGCUGCUUCGAAUCUGCCGGGAUUUACAGGCCCGAUUCGAGGACAUCACCCUGCCUCUGCUUAUCGUGCACGGCGGUGAUGAUGUCAUCUGCGACCAGGCCUGCGUUGAGGAGCUCCAUCGCCGUGCUUCCAGCCAGGACAAGACCAUCAAGAUAUACCCCGGCAUGUGGCACCAGCUGAUUGGCGAACCGGAUGAGAAUGUAGACCUUGUUUUUGGUGAUAUUAUAAACUGGCUUCGCACUCGGGCCGAGCGUUCAACCGCCGGCCGGCCGGCUGCUGGUUCAUAAUUGGGGCUUCAUUGGAAAUGGGUCGGUAUCUUCUUCACGCUUCUUUCAUGUGGUGCUGCUGCAAGCCACCGAACUCUAACUACCUGUAGCUGCCAUACAUACAAGCUAGGUCACAGCCGACUGAAUUAGUAUUAGCCUUAUUUCUAAGGUUAUUAUUUAUUAAGUGCUUAAUUAUGGUAUUUUUAUGUUAAGAUUUAGUCUCUCUCUCUCUCUCUGUGUCUUUUGCUAUUUUGUAUGUAGUGGUGGUUAUUAAGGAAAAUGUAAUGAAGUCAUUCUGCUGUUUCGUUUA